Molecule: messenger RNA, 7597 nt
Organism: Xyrauchen texanus (razorback sucker)
Lineage: Eukaryota; Metazoa; Chordata; Actinopteri; Cypriniformes; Catostomidae
Gene: shisa7a
Product: protein shisa-7
Exons: 9
Coding region: 553-2700 (715 amino acids)
Biological process (GO): regulation of short-term neuronal synaptic plasticity; regulation of AMPA receptor activity
Cellular component (GO): postsynaptic density; AMPA glutamate receptor complex; dendritic spine membrane
Source: RefSeq, a predicted model, not a curated record
UAACAACAACGUGAAAGAGCAACACUCGCAUGUCGUUUCAGAGAGAAUUAACGUGAAAAGACAUUAAUGGCAACAGGCGUUUUUGUUCCACCUUUGCCAACCGUUAUACUGACCGUUAUCAAAAGUAUAUCAAGGACGCAUUUGGUAACUUAGGCAGCGGUUAACUUACCUGGAACACUUUCUCAGUACUAUAUACAAGCAAAACAGUUGAAAUCAAAUUGCAAGAUCUGUUGCAUAGGUAAAGAAAAUGUAUGCUUUGUCUGUAGUACAAACAUGGAAACAACUGAGGUAGGUGAAAGAAAUCCUGGAAAGAUAUUAGUUACUAAUUAUUGUUUUGCUGACAAAAGACAAGACUAACAUCAGUAAGGUUGUGCUGCAACACUUUGGAAAUAACAGCCAUCGUCGUCGCUCAAGCUUGAAUGUGAUGUGAGAUCGGUGGUGUCGUGAGGCUCAACAGAAUUCUGUACAGAGGCACGUCGCUCUUUCGUUGAACACUUGAUAACUGUCAGUGGAUUCUGAGGCCAACCCUGCAAAAAUAGUGAGGAAACAGCCAUGUCCACACCAUGGGAUUUUAAACCAUUUCACCAAGAGAUUGUGCUGUGGGUUGAGUCAGCGAGAGAAAAUAUCAGCAUUAGUCAUGUAAAGAUGAUGCCCACCUUGGAAGCUCAAGUGCAUAUCAUCAUUCUCUUCCUGCUAAUCGCUAUCCCACUUAACGGUUCCUCAGCAAGCAUCCCGGGCCCCUCCAGAAACACACCGAAUGGGCCCAUCACCAUCACCCCAACACCCAGCCCCAGAUCUCAGGGUAGAGGGUUUCUGUUCCCCCUUUCUAAAAAUGGCGAGAGUAUGCGAGUGAAGUCUAUGAAUCGUUGGCCAAAGCAGCCAACUGCAGCAGCAGAAUUGCCCCUUAGGCCGCUGCCUCAGAUAAUGCUGCCAAAGAAUGUGACUGCCAAUGCACUGAAGCCCCCACUUAGAGCAGCACAGGUAGUGCCACCUCCUCGCAAACUGGUGGAAGUGGAUGUUUGUCGGGGUUAUUAUGAUGUCAUGGGGCAAUAUGACCUCACAUUUAAUUGUUCCAAGGAUGAAUUCAUCUACUGCUGUGGGACCUGCCAUUACCGCUUUUGUUGUCAAGACCGCACUCGAAGGCUAGACCAGAACAUCUGCCACAACUACCAUUCCCCUGUGUGGGCCAAUACUGCCCCACCAGCAACCAGGUCCCCAGCACCAGCUCAUCCUGACCUCAGCCGCAUUGAGCAAAGCAACAACACGGUCUACGUCAUUGGCGGAGUUAUCUCCUUUACAGUUGCUGUGGCAGUGGCCAUUAAGGUGGCAUUCCACAAGGCAUCACGACAACCUAGGAACAGAGAACUCAACAUGCCCAGGGCUCUUGUGGAAAUGUUGCGUCACCAGUCAAGUCCAGUUCAAGAGGGAGAAAGAAACAACAGUGUAGCCCAAGGAACUGGAGGAGGAGAGGGGACACUUGGACGACCCCCCAAAAACCUCUAUCCCACACUACAGAGUAAAGAUAACCGAUUGGGGAAUCUACAGCAUAAUUUCAUCCAUACCAAAGGCUCCAGCCCCAAACAUACAGCUACCAUUGAGCGUGCACCACGUAUGAACAACAUGCAGAUUGGCACAGGUGGCACACUGAAGCCCAGUAAGCAUACUAACGCCAUGAAGCCCCAGCCUUCCUUCCAUCACUCCCUACACAACCUGGCUCAGCUGCCACCCUCUUAUGAAGCUGCCAUGAAGCCCGAGAUGAACAGAUACUCCUCUCUCAAACGUCUAGAGAAAGGAGGAUUGGAGGAUUAUUCAGGUUACUGUACCACGAAACGGAGGCCCAACAAUGUCCCUCCCUCCUUCCAUUCUUCCCAGCAUCAUCUUCCCUGGGGAGGUGACUACACACUGGGGGGACGUGGCACACUUCCCACCCAUGCCACUCGUCCUCGAAUACCUCAUCCACAGUCUGCCCCAAGCCACACACCCAAUCCUUACCCUUUGGAUCCACCAGAGACUAGGCAAAACCAGAAUUAUGAUACACUUUCCAAACCACCACGCCGUGUUAAGUCAACCGACCAGCUUCUUGCCCUCGGUGAUGGCAACACAUUAUCAAGGCUCUCCAAGAACCAGCAGCACCAAUACUACAAAGCCAUGGCCACCGCAGCAAAGAACUCCAGUAACCAGAAUACCAUGCAGAAGUCCAAGGACAGGCUGCUAAUGUCACCAGAACAUCUAGAGGAGGUUGAAUAUGGUGAAGGUGGAAGUGGGAUGGGUAUGGGUAUGGGUGACUACCCUGCAGGAGGGGGAGGUGGGAUGGUGCCCACCCUGCCCCGCGUGAGUCACCAGAAAGCUCAAUCACAGCAGAAUGUUUGUGCGACACCGGCAAUUGACCGUCAUCAUAUGAUCAAGAUGAACUCGCACCCAACAUCAGGACGAGAGCAAGAACGAAAUUCGGCAGCAAUGUCGGGUCACCUGGGAGGAGGUGGGGUUGGAGGAGUGGGAUGGGGCGACAUGCCAGGAACAGGGGUUGUCAUGGGAACAGGAACUCUUGGUGGACACAGUGCCAGGAGGCUCGCAUUUGCAGCAAAAAGGCAAAAUACCAUUGAACAACUUCACUUCAUCCCGGGUGCAGGGGGGAGUGGAGGAGGAGUGGCAACAAACCAAGGGGUUAGAACAGGAAGCAAGAAUGAGGUUACUGUGUGAGCAAGAGGCUGGAGAGGGUAGAGAGUGAAUGAAGGGGAAAAAGAGAAGACGGGUGAGGGAUAGACUGUGCAAAGAGCUGGAGGAUAGUAAAGGGACUGUGAGAGAGAGAGAGAGAGAGUAGGCGAAGAGAGAGAGAAAUAACGAGAGAAGGAGUAGGAGUAUGGUAAAGGAAUCAAGGAAACAGGACUUGAAGUGAUUGAAACAGAGCCAGAUGGCACCACAUAUUUACAAAUAUACUGUAUAUUAUAUAGUGGCAACAACAUAAAAUGAGAUUAGAUAACAGCAGUUAUAAGUCAGGUAUGAUUGAGCUUGUUGUGCUUUUUAUGUUUAUGAUAUUGCCGAUAUAAUUAUAAUCAAAGUUGCCAUAUAAUACAACUAUUUAUUUGUGUAAAGUUUGCCUAUAUCCAACUGCAUAGAAUGUCAAUAGAGUGUAAUAUAUAUUUCACAUGUGACAGAUGAACUGCAACUGACAAUUUUCAUAUAUUUGUGUCAAAUGUUUUAUAUUCUCAGAUAUUUUUUUCAUUAUUACACAUAACAGAUAUAGCUGCUAUGGGGCCAUAUAUUUCAGAGAACAGCUCUUAUCUUAUAUGGUGGAAACUGGGAGACUAACAAUUACACAAGCUUAUGUAACAUCUGCAUAAAAGGAACCAAUUGAACAAGGAGCAAUCAUUCCAAUUGAUGAAUUGUAAAGCUUCUUACAGGUGGACAAACACAAGUAGAAUCAACAGGAAAACAUUAAAAAAAGAGUUGGGAGUGCAACCGUAAUGCUGGAUCUUGCCCCUUUUUAACCCCAAUCUACCACUACAUAAUGAUGAAGAAUGGCAGGAUUGUUACAAUGAUUGUCAAAAUGAAUGAUGAUGGAACAAUUUGAGGACUGAAGAGAUUUGUUUGAAUUUCAUAAACUGACAAGAAUUAAAUUAACUUUAAUGGCUGUUGAAGACAGAGAAAGCAAGUAAUAGCCUUACCAUAAAUGUGUUUCACCUGCAUCUAACCCAGUGUGACUCAUUUAACAUGGAUGUACAAAGUGAGACUCUGUUCACUUUGUUUUGUUUUGUUGGAAUCCUGAAAAUAGUACACAACAAGAUUUAUAUUCUCAAGUUAGCCAUUCAGUAUAUAACUGGAGAUUGCUAUGAACUAUGAAUGAAAGCCAUUCUGGAACACCAUUGGGCAGAAUAGCCCAGAAGUAAACCAAGAGAAAUGUCUGACAAUCGUCUUUUUUCUCCAUUUAAAAAAAACUCAUAAUUGAUCAAUGGCACUUUGUUUGGAUUCUGAGCCACCACUUUCUACAAUGUCCAAGUGCUGGGAUUUAUAAAGGAGAUUCAUCAUAUGGGACACUGAACUACCAAAAGCACAAGAAAAAUACACUAGAUUCCUGUAAUGCUGGGUACAUACAUGCCUGUUUAUGCUCCUCUUAUGUACACUGUUUAGAAGACAAAAGGUUCUCAAUUGUGAUCACCUUAAGCUUUUGAAUGUGGAUCAGAGGAGAAAACUACACAACAUUAAGAGCACUCAAGUGUAUUUGUAUGUUAAUAUUUUUACAUAAAAUUAGUGCAUGGCAGUAUUAAGACAAACCUCUUGGACAGCUUUUUGAAUAUCCAUGUUAAAACUGCUGUUAAAACUGAGACUCCACAAUCAGUCCAAUGUUACAGGCAUGCAAAAACUGCUAACCAGAAUUUCAAAUCUACUGAGAUGUGGACACACAACACAUCAUAACUGAUAUCUUCAUAACCAAUAACGCUUAUCAUUAUUAAGGGCUAUACAACACAUAUGUGUUAGUUGUACAAAUGUUACCCACGGCUUAUUCAUUAUUACAUAAAUGAUAAUAAACUCAUAAAAGUUCAGAAAUAUAUUUAUGUAGUUAGUAAAUAUUAAAAGAAAAUGUUAAUGUGAGAUUGGUUGCAAAAGAGCCAGCCAUCAUUUAAUGGUUCUGACUUUUGAGAAAUAUAGGACUCUUGAACUUAUUUUACAAAUGAAAAAUAUUCAAUUUACAUAUUAAAAUCACUAAUUGAUCAUCUUUUUGUCAGAGACUUUAUACCGCUUGGUUAAUGUUCAGUGAAAUACAACAGUAUAAGUCACAGACUAUUUGAAUAUGUAUGACUCCCAGUAAAAGUGUUAAGGAGUAGUAUAUAUUGUAUGCAUAAGAGGAGGAUUGGUGGUAACACAUUCAUGUAACUUUUCACUGAAACUAGUGUGCAUCUUAAUGAAAACUUAAAGACAAUCUUCCUAACAGCUCUGUAAUACAUUUGUGUUUUUUAUUGUCAUUACUAUGACAAUAUUAAUAUUAUGGUUAUUGGUGAAAUCUAUUCUUGUUGUUAUGGUUAUCUUAUUAUUAUGAUAGUGAUUUUUUUCUUCUUCAGUGGUUUUAGUGCCAACUUGUUUUAGAUAUAUUUAUAAUGAAAUUAUUUUCAAAUUAUUAGUAGAAUAUAGAAGCACAAACUUUUUAGCCACUCAUUGUUUGCCAAUUCUUCAUGCAUUCCCAAUGAAGAGGAGUGCCUUCAAUUUCUCAGUGUGAUGUCAUAUUGUAAUUGUUCUAAUCCUGAAAAUGUCAUUACUUGUCACAGAGACAUCACAAUGGGUUUAUAAAUGAUGUCAUGGGAUGUAUAAUGUAUGUUUGUAAUUGAAUGUCUUAUUUUUGUUGAUUAAGUGAAAAUUCAACGUAUAAUGUUUAUUUCAGGGACAAUUAGAACAGCUGAAUCAAUUUAGAAUGUUUGUCAUAAAAAGUCUGUAGCAAAGUCUGUUCAGUUUUGUGUUCACAAGCCAUAAUUCUGACAAUGUUUAUGAAAUUUAUUCACAAGGCAUUUCAAUGCAGAAAAUAACAAACAGUGGAUGUGCAAAUAAAGCCCCAAGUCAUUUUACAAUAUUGGUUUUACAGGUUUGAGAAAGCUGCACUAAGAUCAUGUGUUUUAAAAUGUUUAUGUAGAGAAGCAGAAUGAAUGUUUGGUAUAUCACUUAAACUCAACCAUUAACCCAAUGAUGUUUACAUUGAUUUCCUACUCUAUAAAGUUGUCUCAAAUCACAAAUCUCUCUUAUACUGAAUCAUCCACUUGAUUUCCAUAUAGGUUAAAUUAGCUUUUUAUAGAAUAAAAUCAACUGAUGAAACUGUUGCAUCAAAUGUCUGAUGGCGUACAUCAAAGGAAAAUAGAAUGUUUAAACUUUGUAUAAACUUUUAAAAUCUAUAUAUAUUUUUUAUUCAUUACGUUAGCACGUGUUAAAUAAUGUUAACAAUCUCCUUGACUUUUUCCAUCAAGUAUCAGAUUGGAAAAAAAAGACUAUCCAAGGCAGCCAUUUUGAUAAGGACUGCCUUUGAAUUUGAGCUGUCUGUAUGUAAUAAAAUGGCCACUAAGGUGAAAACAUAUUACUAAAGGAAUCAUAGAAUAAAUGAACAGCUAACUCGGUAUAUAAUAUCAGGAUUACAAUCGCCGAGUUGUAAUUCGAGUUAAAUUCGUAAUCUCGGAGGUGUGCUAUUUCUAGCAAGCCAACAUAGUCAAAUUUGACAGCACUGUAAACGCUUACUUUAAUGCUAAACGCAUAUCUUCUGCAGCUGAAUGGCAAGACGAUGCAUAAAGUUAUUACAAAUCUAUAGAUAAGGAUGCUAACAUUAGAAAUGCACAAGGCAUACACAUACAACAGCGGACAGCAAGACGAGAUAGCCGGAAGUGUUCCUAGGUCCGGAAACGACCAAUGUUAAAUGCUCAACGUCACUCGUUCCUCUCUAAAACACCAACAUAGACCGUCCAAAAUAUUUUAGCCUGCAAAAAAAAGCUAACGAAAAAUAUAAGAGAGAGAAAAUCCUUCGUAAUACGGUCUGAUAUUAUUUGCACAGGACAUAUCUACGAGACUGCAUCCCGAUAUAAGAGACACUCGGUGUCAUGCAAUCGCAGCAGGGUUACAGUGCAAAUAGGGUCCGCUAACUAGCUGUAGCAAAAAGGCUAACCAUUGGAAAACAGCACGCAGAGCUGCUGGGGUACAUGAGCGAGGGGGCAGGGUGGGACAGAGUGUAGCAGGCCCUGUUCAUCUUGACCAGGCUAAAAGAUGGAUACAUAGAGAUACGCGGUUCAUUCAGAAGAUGUCAUAAUUAGAAGAAAUUCACCUCUGCCCCUGACGAUUCACACUGCACUCAGCAUCUUUUCAACACGAUACCAACAGCUGACAAUCUUAUAUAAAUGAGAAGAGGAGUAGCAGAAAAAAUAUUUUUCACAGACCUCAAGAAUGGUAGAGGAGGAUUUUGCUUCCAACUAUGGAACAAAGAAAGAUAUAUUAACUGAAACCAGGAAACAGUGAUGUAAACCACUUUUUUCAGAAGGAUUUUGAAUUAAUAGAUAUUGGUUGUAAUGAAGUCAGCCAAUGGGAACUGGAGGAAUCCAUCCUACUGUAGGAUGGUCGUGAACUGAAAAAAUGUAACCCAAGAAAGUGGAUUUAUUUUUUUAUUUGACAGAUCAAACCACAUAAAGCACUUCAAUUGCUCUUCCCAAAAUGUGAAAACGAGAUUGUUGCAGCACAUUUUCUUACCAACCCAUACGUAUUUGCCAUCUCAUGACACACUGAGACUGAAAUCUUUUGAUAUCAAAGGUUAAACAAUUCAAUAUAACUGUGAUACAAUGUGAAGCCAAAGGGGAAUUGGUUUUGGUCAUUACAUUGUGACAUCAUGAGCCAUUAAUCAUUAAAAUCACACCAAAGGCUCAAACACAAGAAUGAACUGCUUUUGUUUUUCAGAAAUUCCACAUUCAUGUUACAAUCAAUUCAAAAAUGUCCACUCAUUGCCUCACUCUCACCCUGUGACUAUUUGGGUAAAGAAUGGAACAUUGAGUGCCAACUUAAAAUAAAACUAUACCGGUAACAUAAGAAACACUGGUGAAAUGGAAGGUGAGGUGGAAGCGAGCUUGUGAGGUAUCACAGA